CACUUUCAUCAUCAGCCUCACUCACUUCAGCGUUUCAUCUCACCCGUGUGCAACCCGACUUGGGCUUCUUAUUCGUUCCCUCAUUUCACAUCUCAGUCCGUUUCUGCACUCGCCCAUGGGAUUUUUCGCAACCUACAGCCAAUACUUGACCCUACAAUGCUCGGCAAUGAAGACCCUUCAAUGACAAAGAACACAGGCUUUAUACCAUGGAAUCCAGCCCUCAAAGCCAACGUCAACAUCCCGGAACCUUCACGUAUCGUCAGCGACAUCGUCGGUAGCGCAGCCGUCAAAGCUUCAGCGGCUGGUAUACUAUCAAGUAACCCUCGAAUUCAAGCAGCUCAGUCUGAAUGGGAACGUAGACAGUCACAAUACCUCUCAAAGGCUUCUGAAUCGUCUCAAGUGAUCCCUCAAAAGAGAAACUCACCGUCAGACCUUCUCCCAAAAAGGACUCCCGCUGAUUACGCACGUGUUCGUGAAGCUCGUCGCUUUACGGAAGACGAAGUCGCUAGACAAUUAGCUGAGAUCAACAGUGCAGCUAUCAAGAAGAGCGCCAUGCAUCAUUCAUCUCAAUCUCCGGUGGUUUCUCUCACCGGGGCCGAGUUGCUCAAAAAGUACACUGGCCAAGGGACACCAUCACCAACACCUGGACCAGCAAGAUCGCCUGAUUCUUUAGUCCCUGAUACUCGAUUGGAGGCAAUCAUCAUGGCUGAACCUGGUCGGGCCUACACUGUAUAUCCCUUCCCCGAAGGUGGUUCUACCUCUGCUCGCGGGGCACUUAUUCCGGCAAACUACAAACUUCACGAUGACCCUGAACUUCCAUACGUAUGUCCUGUGCGAGAUUGCCGCCGCGUGUUUGGCAAACUCAAUGGUCUUGGUGGACAUUUUGGCGCUGGCCAUUGUUCGACGACAUUCAAUGACAACGGAGAUGGCACAUUGUCCAAGGUCGGUAGCUAUCAGAAGGAUGGUCCUGGAGGCACACCUGGGAUUGUUGUUUCCAGAAACCCACUCCCUCCUGAUGCGCCACCUCCAGUUGAUCCAGGAUUGUCUGUGUUCGCUUCAUUCCAGCAAAACCGAGUAUCUCGAGCUGCCGAACAGGAAAGAAAGACAACACGCUCACAGGAUCGCACCUGCCUGCCUCAAGCUAUGCAAGAAUCGGAGGUGAAGCAAUAUCUCCACCAACACCUCAGUCCAGCCCAAAAGUCUCACCAACGAGAGGACAUCAAUUUCAUGUUGACAUUGCCUCGCAGACGUGAGCUGCCCGAGAGUUGGAAGCAUACCCACCGGGGAAGCAACCUGGAUGUCACUCAUUAUUCCUGUGCAGUAGCGUAUCUCACAGGUACAGUUGUGGUUGGUAGCGAGCAGUGCAUGGUUAAUACCACUCGACCAUCUGCACGACUAUCGCAACCCUGCAUCCGUCUCCCAAUUGGCAUGUCUACGUCAGCGAAACAAGCAUUUUCUGCUCUAGAGUCUUGCGUGGGAUGCAGAUACUGGUGUCAUCUGCAGCGACGCUCAAACGGUUGUGACUGGUGUCCUGAGCCAAAACUGGGACGAGGGGCUUCUGGUUCAUCGAGGUCUUCUUCUGGGGAACUGAAUCCUCCGAUGGAUCUCGACGAUUUUGAGGGUGUUGACACCAUGACCGAGGUCCAGCCAAAGCGAAGAAAAAGACGUUCUUCUGGGAAUGACGUUGCCAUGAGAGACCAAACACUUACCAUCAUGGGCAGACCUGAAAUCGGCGUUGAAUUGGAAAUGGAGGAUUGGGAGGUUGCUCCAGGAAGGAUAAAGGAUGAAUCUUCCUCAGACAAUGUCGCCUAUUCCAACUCGUAUCUCACCAGCGGUCAACCCGUCACCGUUUCCGAGGACGUCAGCUUCAACAUCAUGGUUCUCAAACCCGGCAGCGCUAAUCAUUGGGCUGUUGAAGACGACAAACUGCGAACAUGCUCCGUCGCCUCAGGAAAGAUUCGGGUCACGAUGAACGAAAAGACAUUUAAUCUUGGCCCCAAUGGCAUGUUUGUUGUUAGACCAGGACAGACGUGCAAGGUCGAGAAUCGACUAUACAUGGAUUCUGUGGUGCACUGCACUACUAUCGGGGAUUUUUCACUGCAGUAAAGGCGUUUGGUUCGGAUACAUACCUUUUGAUUGGAGUUGAGGGCGCAUUUCGGCAUCGCACAUCUGCAUGCUAUUUAUCGAUGGUGUUUAAAAAGCAUUGGUGGUUAUUGGGAUGGGUUGAAACGGG
Fusarium odoratissimum NRRL 54006 is the source of this 2233-nucleotide messenger RNA. RefSeq lists its product as uncharacterized. NCBI's taxonomy places the organism in Eukaryota, Fungi, Ascomycota, Sordariomycetes, Hypocreales, Nectriaceae. Bases 157 to 2106 code for a protein of 649 amino acids. The record is from RefSeq and is a predicted model, not a curated record. The transcript has 4 exons.